This is a messenger RNA of Schistosoma haematobium, 945 nucleotides long. RefSeq lists its product as uncharacterized. The record is from RefSeq and is a predicted model, not a curated record. The transcript has 4 exons. NCBI's taxonomy places the organism in Eukaryota, Metazoa, Platyhelminthes, Trematoda, Strigeidida, Schistosomatidae. The coding region runs from base 227 to 874 and encodes 215 amino acids.
AGAAUAUUGUAUAACGAUGUGUUCAUCUACCAACAUGAUGAUUGGUUAACAAUGAUCGUAUGGUUUUAUGAAUUUUGAUCGUCUAAAUGAUCACACUUUGAACCAUCCAAUCAGAAAGAACCAAACUAGCACUUAAGAAUCUAUAUAAACUCAACAAGAUCUAACAACAAUUAUUAUGGUUUUGGACACUAUGAUGAGGUGAGUGUUGACUGUGCAGUUGAGACAAAUGAGCGUGUUCUAUGAAUUUCAAUGUGAUCUAAUGAGACAACGUUGUUUUGUUCAUCUGAACUAUUUCAGAUAUACUUUUCCAUCUGGCCAGUUCAUACUGCUGAGUUCGGUUAUCGUAAUAAUUUCAACAUUUUUUGAUUGUCAUGAAAUUUGCAAGAAUCCUGGACUAUUGGAUUAUAGAAAAUUAAUUUUUGGAGACGACUCACAUGAAUACGUAAGAAAUCAGUCGGGUUCUAAUACACAUAUUCAGUCUCACUAUUACUACUAUUUCCGGACAAUCCGCCGUAAUCAGCCUUCUCCAGUUGUAGAUGAAACGUUUGUAAGAUUGACUGCUGACGAGAAAAUCCCUCCGAAAUUCCUGUUUAAAUUCUAUGGCACAGACGUCAGUGAACUAACGAUGUACAGUCAUGGUACAAUAGAAAUGAAAGCAACAAAAGGAUCAGGAACGAUUUACACUGACUUACAAAAGGGUGGGUUGCAUGAACAUCAGAUUUUGAAUAAGAAGGAAUUAUUGGCUGUCCGAAGCAUUUUUCACCGAAACGUUGAUGGUAAAAGUAUGUAUUCAUUAAAUGAUUGUUUGAACGCAUGUGAUAUAUUAACACUUACACCAUCAUUCCUUGUAAUUACUCUCACGUUUUCUAUUUGACACGCGUAACUGAAUUCUUUUCAAAAAUUGACUGAAGUAAUGCAGCGUGAACAUUCUGAAAAAUUAGGCGG